Messenger RNA from Penaeus vannamei (Pacific white shrimp), 761 nucleotides. The record is from RefSeq and is a predicted model, not a curated record. Lineage: Eukaryota; Metazoa; Arthropoda; Malacostraca; Decapoda; Penaeidae.
GUGUGGAACAAUAACACAUGGUCGCAAUCCACCUCCGACGACUCCAGCCCCGCAACUGGCAGCUUCACCGUGCCGGGCCUGGAACCUUUCUCGCAGGUGGAGGUGUGGAUGAGCGUGCCAGGCAGGGACGAGGAAAAGGCCGCUGCUCCGCUACCACAGACGAAGCUGUUCCGGACGAGCCGAGUGAGGUGAUCGUAUCCAAAGUCACCAACACAACCGCCCAUAUCUCCUGGACGAUGCCCCUUCACGUGAACGGCGCCAUCAAGUCGUGGGAAGUGACCCUGCGAGGAGAUACCGACAAUGAGGAGACAGAGAACGACGUUGAGGGGGAGAUGAUGUUCUUCGACGCUACUGACCUCACUCCUUCUACGAAUUACGAGGUUACAGUGAAGUGCCAAACAGGAGGAGGUCUGAGUAAAGGGACACGCAGAAGCUUCAAAACACUCAACGCAGACAACACCGGCGACAACCAACCUAACAUCGGACUUAUCAUCGGCUUGUCAGUAGGAGGAGGAAUAAUUGUUGCUGCUGCUGGGGGUCGCAAGCAUCGUCUCUUUCCUGAGGGAAUUAUGGAAACUUUGGAAGAGUUCAUGGUUAUGAUGGGAGAGAGCGUGGAAUCCUCAAAGCAGGAAUUUAACCACGAAAAUACAGAGAAAAGCAGCAGGAGGAGAAUGAGACUUUACAGAGAAGACAACGGGUUCGUGCUCCAGAAGUUGGCUUUUCCUGAAGACAGAGAAGGAAAUGUGCGAAUAUUCGGAUAA